AUGAGAAAUAUCCACAUGCCAAAUCCUACUCUGCAUCAAUUCCAACAUACCGCCGAAGAGUUAGAAACACUAACCAGGUUCCCCAACGUAUGCGGCUGCAUUGAUGGCAAACAUGUACUCAUUAAAUGCCCAAAUUCAUCCGGAUCGUCGUUUUAUGAUUAUAAACAUUUUUAUUCUAUUCAUUUGCAAGCAACAGCAGAUGCAAAAGGAAAGUUCUUGACUGUAGAUAUAGGAGAUUAUGGACGAAGGGCUGAUAGUGGUGUGUUUUUAGAAAGCAAUACAUUUAAAAAUAUUGAACAAAACAUUUUGAAGUUCCCGCCUGCCAGAAUGUUAGAUGGAGUAGAAAUGCCGUAUGUGCUUUUAGGAGAUCAGGGUUAUCCAUUAAAAACAUAUUUAAUGAGAUCAUACUCAACAGGAGACGGUGAUGAAGGGGUAUAUAAUUAUUAUUUAAGCAAGACAAGACGAACAGUUGAAUGCGCCUUUGGAAUGUUGGUUAGUAAAUGGAGAUGUUUAAAAACCGAGUUGCAAGUUAAUCCAAAUCAUGUAGAUACGAUUGUAAAAACCACAUGUUUGCUGCACAACAUACUGUUAAUGGAAGAAUGUUUGGACGAAGCAAAAUUGGAGGUUGAAGCACUGGAAGAGGUGUUGGAGGAGGAGAUUUUGGAUGAGCAGGUGUUGGAGGAGCAGAUGUUGGCGGAGGAGUUGGCGGAGAUGUUUGAAGAGGAGGUGUAUCAAGACACCAUCACGGAGGAAGAGCACCAAGAAGGCCCAUCCCAUCGGUAA
This is a messenger RNA of Anopheles moucheti, 783 nucleotides long. RefSeq names its product putative nuclease HARBI1. NCBI's taxonomy places the organism in Eukaryota, Metazoa, Arthropoda, Insecta, Diptera, Culicidae. Bases 1 to 783 code for a protein of 260 amino acids. The record is from RefSeq and is a predicted model, not a curated record. The transcript is spliced from 2 exons.